Cylindrotheca closterium is the source of this 1416-nucleotide messenger RNA. The record is from the annotation of a GenBank genome assembly. Lineage: Eukaryota; Bacillariophyta; Bacillariophyceae; Bacillariales; Bacillariaceae.
AUGAGCGAGACAAAGGAUUAUUACGAAGGCAAAGACAAGCUAUGGCAUGACAGAUGGUUCGAAAUGUUUCGUAAGGGAAAGUGGAUGAGCAACCCGGAUUUCAGCAGCACCAUGAGCCCUGAAUGGGACAGCUAUCAUCCUUAUUCAUGCAAUACUUGCAAACGAGGAGGCCUACAGAGUCUCAACUUGGUGCGAUGCUCGGGAUGCAGAGUUGUAAAAUAUUGCUGUCGAGACCAUCAAAAGAAGGACUGGCCUAUGCACAAGAGUUGGUGCAAGGCUUUCAGUAAAGUCAGCGACAUCAAUGACGAAGCUGAUGAGAAGAUCGAUUGGACGGAAUGGAGCCGUCGACAAAAUGAAACAAGUAGAAAGAUCAUGAACAUGGUGCGAGGAGAUUUGAGACAUUCCAUUAACGUUCAAAUUGCAUGGGUUCAGCCUCACUGUAGCCGAUGUUUUCGAUCCGGUCGGAUCUCGGGCGUGGAUUUGGUCGUUUGCCCAAGUUGCAAUGGCGUCGCCGUAUGCAAGUCAUGCCUCGGGCAUGAAACUGACACCACUUGGGAAACUUUUCAUAACGGUGACAAGCAGGAAUGCGAAUCAUACUUGAUCUAUCUAUGCUGUUCUGCUAUGAUUGUCGAACACGAGAAGCCUGUGCUUAGACCCAGCCAUACGAAUUGCACAGAAACAUUCUGUCCAAAAGAUUGGAUUGACUAUUUCGAAAAGAAGGGGAAUGAUUUUGGUACUUGGCUUGACGGGCCUAUCAGUGCUCUCCGAAUCAUGGCUCCUAUUGUAUGUUUUCUGACUGAUGGGCUGACACUCCCAAUGACUAUUCAAAUGUUCCUUGGGGAAUUGAGCUUGUUGAAGAAAUCAGAAUUGAGUAUUCAUAUUUUGGGAGCUGAAGGCCAGGAAUUUAUUGCUACUCGGGCAUUUCUGGAGCUUGGGAGACUAAACCCGCAAUUGAAACGACUGGAUAUAGUGAUGGUAGGGCCAAACCUACCAAACAACUAUUCGCACUCUUAUCCCCAAUUCGUUCUUUCAUCUGAAGAAGCACCAUGCCAUUUGGAAGGAACCGUAGACCAUGUCUCUGGCCUCUACCACAGGUGCCCUGCUGCAAGCGGUCCGGUCCCCGAUUUGUUUGUGGCGUUUAAUCCUGGAUUUCAAGAACCAUCCCAUUUCGUGACUUGGCGGUCAACAUUGGAAUUGGUGAAGACAAGAACAGGGGUUCCUCUUUGCAUCACCGGGUUCAACUUUUCGGAAGUCCACAAUGACGUUAAGGUACUGAAAGGGGUGGGUUUUCAAGAAAAGGUACCCCCAACAGCCAACCCGUUUCGCAGCACGAGACCUUUUCUUGACCCCUCAAGAGAAGAGACUGACUUCAUCUACAACAACAAAGCGUACGCAAUAGUGCAAGGGGUUGCCUAA